Microsporum canis CBS 113480 is the source of this 1641-nucleotide messenger RNA. RefSeq names its product efflux pump. Gene Ontology annotation, biological process: transmembrane transport. The transcript is spliced from 8 exons. NCBI's taxonomy places the organism in Eukaryota, Fungi, Ascomycota, Eurotiomycetes, Onygenales, Arthrodermataceae. Gene Ontology annotation, molecular function: transmembrane transporter activity. The record is from RefSeq and is a predicted model, not a curated record. The coding region runs from base 1 to 1641 and encodes 546 amino acids.
AUGUCACCGUCUCAGGAGCCUCCAGUGCAAAGCCCCGAUGCUAAGGGGGCAGAAAAGAUAGAUGUUAAAUCAGACGAUGCUGCCGAGUAUGUGAUAGGCUUCAAGUUAGCCUUGAUUGUUGGUAGCGUGGCACUUGCUUGUUUCCUUAUGCUCUUGGACACAAUGGUUAUUGGCACAGCAAUUCCCCGUAUUACUGAUACCUUCAACUCCCUCCCCGAUGUCGGGUGGUAUGCCAGUGCGUAUCAGUUUGGAAGUGCCGCCCCACAGCCACUCACCGGGAAGAUUUAUACGAACUUCAACUCAAAGUGGUCCUUUCUGGUUUUCUUUGCCAUUUUUGAGGUCGGCUCCGUUCUAUGUGGUGCUGCCGUCUCGUCUAAUAUGUUGAUUGUUGGACGGGCUGUUGCUGGAUUUGGUGCCUCUGGCAUUAUAAACGGUGCUAUCACCAUUAUUUCAAGCUGUGCUCCGCUGGAGCAGCGCCCUAUAAACCAGCUCGGUCUUGUAGCCGGGCCUCUUGUUGGAGGAGCUUUCACUUCAUAUACUACCUGGAGAUGGUGCUUUUACAUUAACUUACCUCUGGGGGCAUUGACUGCCCUAUUCCUUCUCCUGUUACGGAUACCUGAACAAACGCAGAAGCAGAGUCCAUUGGUGGUUCUUUCAAAGCUGCAUCACCACUUAGACCUUGUUGGGUUCUUUCUCUUUGCCCCAGCCGUACUGCAACUUCUUCUCGCUCUUCAAUACGGAACAAACCAGUACCCAUGGAACUCUUCUCGUGUUAUAGGCCUAUUUUGCGGCUCCGUUGCAAACUUUGCUGUGUGGCUUAUCUGGAACAAACACAAGGGAGACAAUGCGUUGCUUCCAGCCUCCAUGCUUAAACGAAAAGUAGUGUGGACAUCAGCAUUAUACCAGUCAUUCAUGAUCUCGGCAGUUUAUGGAGCGGCAUUCUUCCUUCCCAUAUACUUCCAGGCAAUCAACAAUGCUACUCCUGUGCUUAGCGGUGUGUAUCUGUUACCCACGAUCCUUCCGCAACUUCUCGCAGCUGGUCUCUCAGGAGUACUAUUACAAAUGACGGGAUUCGUGGUACCUCUAGCCAUCGUUGGAACUGUCCUUCUUUCUGUGGGAAGUGGACUAUACUCACUGCUGCAACCAGAUAGCCCCACGGGAUACUGGGUUGGGUUCCAGAUACUUGCAGGAAUCGGUUCAGGGCUUAGCAUGCAACUGGCCAUAAUUACAGUGCAGGCAGCAGUAGGCGGAGAACAACUGGCUACCGGCAUGGCGCUGGUCAUUUUCGCCCAGUCACUUGGCCCAGCCAUCAUGCUAGUUCUAUGCAAUGUAGUUUUUCUUUCGAGCCUUGGCUCUCAGUUGCAAGAACAUGCACCACAUGCCGACGCUGCAGCGAUUAUCAAGGCUGGGGCCACGGGGUUCCGUUCUCUUGUAGAGCCUGAUGACCUUUCUGGUGUGCGGGCUGCCUACGCCAAUAGUGUCGAUCGAGUUUUCUACUUGGUUGCUGGGGUAGCUGCUGCUUGUGCACUCGUGUUAUGGGGAAUGGGCUGGCAUGACUUGAGGAAGAAAAAUACCAACGUAGAGGACGAAAGUAGCGUUGCCGAAAAGACAAACAGGGCUAAUAAUCAGCUCCUUCACUAA